ACAGACACAGAGAGAGCUGUACGACAGGAGACGAUCCAACUGUCGCUGAUCUGAUGCUACAGCUGUCUCUCUGUCUGCCUGUCUGCCUGUCUGCCUGCCUGUCUGCCUGUCUGCCUGUCUGCCUGUCUGUCUGCCUGUCUGCUUGCAGACAUGUCCUCCCGGGCUGAGAGUAAGACAGCCUCACAGUUUGUUUCUCUCACGAUGAGGCUGAAGGAUAAACUUCACACGCAGAAGAUCAGACGCUCUGAACGAAUCAAACACACCCCGACACACACAGCUGCCCUGCAGCACACACACCAGGGUGUUCUGGUUGAGCAGCAGAGGGACGUUGUCAGCUCUCUCCAGUAUUUUAAGGCUUUGGUGGACAAACUGGUGGUGGAUCAGUCUGUGGGGGGGCUGCUGGGGGGCGCGUCCAGCAGGGUCCUGGAGGCAGUGAAGAGCCUGGUGAGGGAGGGGCCACAGCAGAGAGACAGUAAGACCGUCUCUUCCUGUCUCACUCGUCUCUACCUGUCUGUGGCUCAGCUGAUUCGCUGGGCUGAUCAUGUGAUGCUACAAGGCGUCGCCCACGGCAACAAGGAGUCCACAGCAAGCGUUACCACGGUGAUCCGGGCGGUGCUGGAUGGGGUCAAGGAACUGGUCCGAUUGGCUGCAGAGAGACAGGGAGACUCCGCCCCUGUGUCUCCUGUCCAAUCACAGGCCUUUGUGGGACAGGGGGGUCGAGGAGCAGCAGACCUCAGACAGGAAGUCUACCUGCUGGAGUCCAGAGGCCUCAGACAGGAAGUCUACCUGCUGGAGUCCAGAGGCCUCAGACAGGAAGUCUACCUGCUGGAUCCAGAGGCCUCAGACAGGAAGUCUACCUGCUGGAGUCCAGAGACCUCAGACAGGAAGUCUACCUGCUGGAGUCCAGAGGCCUCAGACAGGAAGUCUACCUGCUGGAGUCCAGAGGCCUCAGACAGGAAGUCUACCUGCUGGAGUCCAGAGACCUCAGAGAGGAAGUCUACCUGUCCAGAGGAGGAACAGGAACCCCCUUCAGCUCCUCCCAAACCCCCCAAGCCUUCCUCAGAGCCCCGCCCCCCGCUGGCCCCCCCACAGGGACCCAGUCCUCCGGCCCUGCCUCCGAAACAGCGUCACUCUCUAACCCCCGCCCCCUGCAGGAUUGCUAUUGUUGCACCAAUGAGGCGCGAGCCUGCAGCUGACAGACAGGUGCAGGAGGAGAGUCUGAAGAGGAGCCCUGAGGACACACACUGUGAGGAUGAUCCGGACUAUCACUUCCUGCUCACUGAGACCCCCCCCCUCUCCUCCCUCCCCCCCGUCCUCCCAGAGAAGAAACGCUGCAGCACAGGAGGAUCGACCUUCUCUCAGGCCCCGUCUUCUUUUGGCUUUGACUCCGCCCACUGUGAUGACUUCACCACUCACUGUGAUGAUGUCACUGGUCCUGAUGAUGUAACUUCCUCACCCCUCUCCCCCAGCAAGACGCCCCCUCCCCUCCCCGAGAAGAAACGCCACAUCCAGCAGUACCUUCAGUUCUGUUCGUCCUAUAGCGCUCCGUCAGCAGCCGUCUUCUACCAGCGACCUUCGACCUUCAGCCAGCCUUACAUGAGCCAGCUGGACACACAGCUGGACACUCAGACGUCAGACUCCAACCCUUCACCUGUGCUCCCGCUGCUCCAGUUUUACCACAGAAGAAGAGACAACAAGUAACACA
Trematomus bernacchii (emerald rockcod) is the source of this 1705-nucleotide messenger RNA. Its product is annotated as rap guanine nucleotide exchange factor 1-like. The record is from RefSeq and is a predicted model, not a curated record. NCBI's taxonomy places the organism in Eukaryota, Metazoa, Chordata, Actinopteri, Perciformes, Nototheniidae.